Molecule: messenger RNA, 8731 nt
Organism: Anolis sagrei ordinatus
Lineage: Eukaryota; Metazoa; Chordata; Lepidosauria; Squamata; Anolidae
Source: RefSeq, a predicted model, not a curated record
GCGAAGCAUGUUAAUGAGGGGGAGGCGCCGCCGCCGCCCAUUGGCCCUCCAACUGGCGUCGCUCUGAAGUCAGUCACGCAGAGAGGGCUUUUCUUGUCGCCGGAGGCAAAACACAGCGGGGAAACAUUGAUACGAGGUGGUUUAUUGUCCAGCGUGGAAGCCGGAGAGAGGGCCGCCGCCGCCGCCGCUGCUGCUAACGCCUCAGGGAGAAACAGAAUUUGAAUGUAUAAAAGCAACUUUCCUCUGAUGCAAUGACUUCGGAACCCAAAGAAGUUGAUGUUGGAAGCACUGUUGUAAAUGGACUAAUGCCAAGCACAAAUGGACAAAAGAGAGACAUGGAUACUGCUAAAGUUUGUACUGGAAAGGGCGCUGUGACUCUUUGGGCAUCUCCAGCUUACGAAGAGAACCUGAGUACCAGCUACACAAGUUCACAGGACAUACAACUCUCUGAAAGUGCAGAACAAGGAAAACGAGAAAUAGAUGACAUAUUGCCUAGUGUUGGUUCUAAUACGGAUGCACAGUCCUCUCCUCUGGCUGCCAAAGGUUACCGGAGUGUGCGUCCAAACUUCUUUGAAAGCACAUCACAUGAUGCCACUUAUUCUGCCACCACUACCCCAUCUCAGACUGAAGUUAUAGUAGGGCCAUUCCAACAAGUUCACCCCGACGGCGAGCAUGAAGGCAGCUUGAGCCAAGCACCACUGCCUCUCAUUUCUUCUGACCAAAGCUCAGAGUCCCCUGACAUCACUUCUGCAAGCUCAAUUCUGACCUUCCCAACACUAGAUGAUUUCAUUCCCCCUCACCUCCUGAAAGAGUCCAACCACAAUCUACCAUCCUCUUCACCAGAGACUGUUCACUUGAAAUGGAAUUCAUUGUCACCAUCACCUUCUCCACUGAUCCCUCCAGUCAGAGAGAUCUCAGAGUUGGAGUCUGAAAACACAGGAAUGGUUUUGCACACAGAACCCUGCCCUCAGCUGUAUGAAGCACCCAAAACCAGCAGUGGCACUGAAUGUUAUGGCUCUUUAACAGUGGCCAGCAAACAUUCCUCUGCCUACCCCUCCACCACAAUUGUCAAUCCCACCAUUGUCCUUUUGCAGCACAACAGAGAACAACAAAAAAGGCUUAGUAGCCGCGCAGAGUCAGUGCCAGAUGCACCAGUUCAUGAUAAAGUUGAUUCCAUACCUAUGCAAGAAAAAAUAAGCCAGUGGAAAAAACAAGAUGGAACAAGAGUUACGGAGUACAUAGCUGAUCCCUCUUUGGAUGAUAUAGGCAUUCCAUUAAGGAACACGGAUCGAUCAAAGGAUUGGUACAAGACAAUGUUCAAACAAAUACACAGACUGACAAAAGACACUCCUGAAGAAAACCCUUAUUGCCCUACCUACAUAUUCCCUGAACUUCCUGAUAUCCAGUCCCAAGCCAAAGAGGAAAAUCCUUAUUAUCCUACAUACCAGUUUCCUGUGUCUACUCCUAGCCCUAAAUCUGAAGAUGAGGACUCCGAUUCCUGUGUUCCUCAAUACUCAUUUUACAAAGACACAAGAUCACAGAAUUCAGUUCCCCGUUCAAAGAGUGAGAAUGAUACCAUUACCACAGAGAAGGUGGUGAGGAGAUCUGCCACUCUGCCACUGCCAGCUCGUUCUUCAUCUCUGAAAACAAAUGCUGAGAGGAAUGACUGGGAACCUCCAGACAAAAAGGUAGACACAAGAAAAUACUAUGCUGAACCUAAAAGCAUAUAUGAAUAUCAACCAGGGAAGUCCUCAUUUCUGGACAAUGAAAAUUUGACUCGGGAUAUAAGCCCAGAAGAGAUAGAUUUAAAGGAUGAACCUUGGUAUAAGUUCUUUUCGGAAUUGGAGUUUGGAAAACCGCCUCCAAAAAAGAUAUGGGAUUAUACUCCUGGAAAGUGCUCUAUCCUUACUAGAGAGGAUAGAAAGACUGAUCCAGAAAAAGAACUUUAUCUCUAUCGGACAGAAUUAGAGGCUGACACUGAAAAGAUUGAGAACCUGGAUAAAGUACCAGAUAAAGAGCCAUUGAAGAGUACAGCACACUCUUCUUCAAUGGAAAUUCUCUCAGACCAUUCGACCCAUUCACCAUAUUCACCAAACUCCCAUCUAGCACAGAGAGAGUUUAACGACACUAUAGGAGAUUCUACUGGAUUGGAGACAGAAAGGCAAAUCUAUAAAAGUGUUUUGGAAGGAGGUGAUAUUCCACUGCAAGGACUAAGUGGCCUCAAGCGUCCAUCCAGUUCGGCUUCCACUAAAGUGGACCGUAAAGGUGGGAAUGCUCAUACAAUUGCACGCUCUUCAGUUCAUGGCCUAUCCUUUAACCUUAGUAAUGCUGGCCACCUAGGUCAGUUUUGUAAAUAUAAGAAGCCGUUGUCUGUCGCAAAAGUCUGUAUUGCUGAGAUUCUUCCCUCCAAGUUCAAACCCAAGCGUGCUCCUCCACCUAUUCCUAGGCUAGACAAAAAAGAUCUCUUGCCUCAUGAGAAAACACAAAGCUGUGAAAAUCUGCAUAGUUCGCUUACCUUCUUUGGUAACAAGAAAGACUCUGUGAUAGGUGCCGAUACAAGUUUUGAGAAUAUCCUAAUGAAAUCUAAGCAGCAAUCGGCUGCAAAGUCCAGUAGUACCCAGAGUUUGAGAGAAUGUGGCUCUUCCAGCUUCAGGAAGGAUUAUAUGCUUGGUUCCCAGAAGAAUGGGAUGGAGUUUGCCAUGCUGUAUAAAGACAUGCACCACAUCAACCGUUCUGGAUUCCAGGUGGGCGCUAUUUCAUCCGGCAGUGUGAAGGAAAUUGCAUCCCAUUUUGAGGGUGAAUUUAAGAGCAAGAGAGAACCCAGCCUCAGCCCCCACCGAGAGAACUUGGAGCAGAUCCCCAAGCACACUGUAUCUUCUCGCAUCACUGCCUUCGAAAUGCUCAUUCAGAAAUCUUUGUCGAUGCCUGCUCUUAGCUUCUCCAGUACCCAUAUCAAAUCUCCAACUCCUAGUCUCUCAAACAGCUGCUUAAAUUCAAUAUAUUCAGCUGAGUAUGAGUUGGAUUUGUCCAUGCCAGUUCUGGGGAAGAAAAAUCUAGCUGAUCUAACUAAUCUAGCGGAUACUUCAUCCCAUUCUUAUAGCAAUAUAGAGGAUACAUCAUCAGAAUUUAGUAAUACGACCCCAAUAGAUACACUCUCCGCUUGUCCUGAUGACAUAGAUGUCAUAUCUAAUAAAUCCAAUGACAGUGGUGGCGACAGUAGCAUCAGCAUGCCUCAGAAAUACAAAGUGAACAAAUGCAAAGGAUCAUGCCCAGCUUCCUACACAAGGUUUACAACUAUGCGGAGACACGAACAGCAGCAGCCUGCUCAAGGGGAUGUUGAAGGAGAAAAGCACCUGCUACCUAGAAAUAUCUACCUCAUGAGCCCUCUUCCCUUCAGAUUGAAAAAGCCCUUGCAGAGACACUCAAGAACAACACUUCCUUUGCCUGGACUGGGAGCCUUGCUGGCAUCCAGCUGUGAAAUCCAAAAUGAUCAGUCAAAGGGAAGCCACAGAAAUAACCCCUCCUUCUAUGAGCUAUGUAUGCAGAGGAAACCGCCAGCUCCCAAACGCUUCUCUUCCUGUGACAUUGUCAAAAGAUUUAGCCACUUCCUGGAAGUGGAAACUUGGCAAAGUAGUUCUGUUUCGCUACUGGACUUUCCAGAUGUGUUUAAUAAUGGGAAUGUACCAUAUGCUUUAUACUACAAGGCGGACACAAACAACAACCCACAAAAGGAAUUCAGGACAUACCCUGGAGUAGAUUCAGAAUCACCAAGACAUUUUCCACCACUUGAUUACAUGGAGAAUCCUGAAGAUAUUUUCCACAGACGCCACAGUGAUAAAGAGAAACUUUUAGAGGACCAGAGACGGCUUAAACGUGAGCAAGAAGAAGCUGAUAUUGCAGCUAGAAGGCACACAGGGGUCAUUCCUACGCACCAUCAAUUUAUCACUAAUGAGCGGUUUGGGGAUCUCCUAAUUGUAGACGAUACAGCAAAAAGGAAAUCUGGGUCAGAGAUGAGAGCUGCCAGAGCAAGGUUCGAUUUUAAAGCCCAGACACUAAAAGAACUGCCACUGCAGAAAGGAGAUAUUGUGUACAUUUAUAAGGAGAUUGAUCAGAAUUGGUACGAAGGCGAACACCAUGGCAGAGUGGGCAUCUUUCCACAGUCAUAUGUAGAGCUACUUCCACCCAGAGAAAAACAUCAACCUAAGAAACCUUCGCAGUUGCAAGUCUUGGAAUAUGGAGAUGCAGUUGCCAAGUUCAAUUUCAAUGGUGACACUCAAGUGGAGAUGUCCUUCAAAAAGGGUGAGAGGAUCACACUAAUCCGGCAAGUAGAUGAAAACUGGUAUGAAGGAAAAAUCCUUGGCACCAAUCGUCAAGGCAUCUUCCCAGUCACAUAUGUGGACAUAUUUAAGCAGCCUGUUGUGAAGAACAUGGAAGAUCAUGUCGAUCUGCUAUUUUCCCACUCAGUGAACCACAGCCAGGCGACUUCACCACAGUCUCACAGUUCUGAGCUGCUUUUCACACCAACUCCCCCACCAUUGCCCUUCAUGGGCCCAGCAUUGUCUCCCGAAUUGCAGGCCGUCACCUCAGAAUGGAUUUCCCUGACUUUGGGAGCAACCUGUACCCCAACUCCAACUGUCACCCCUCCUUUACCACCUCAUCCUAAUGCUUUUCUAUGUAACAUUGAUUACCUUAGACCACCGUCGGUGGCCAGCCCCUCACCAUCCAUUAGCCUUCACCAGUCUAAUCUCUCCAAUUCCUCAACUCCCACGUCUGUGGUCUCCUCACUGCCUUCCUCCUGUGAGCCUCAGUCAUCCAGUCAGGACAUCAGUUUGGCAGUUCUGCCAAGUGAGGGGAAGUUUGCUAGCUCUCCUUCUUAUCACACUAGCAACGGCAAUUCCCCUUAUUCUGUAGUUGGCAGUCCUGAUAGCUGCGUCUCAGAGCUCAGUGAUGUCACUGGCCACCAAGACAAGUGGCAGAAGACCAGAAGAGUCAAGCAAAGCAUUGACAGGGAAGAUGGUAUUGCAGCCAACAAAGGCCCCAGUGGUGUCCCUGAGAUCUGUAGAGCAAGGUGCCAGUCAGAGAUGGAGAAGUGUGUUAUCCCACAAAAGAAAUCUCUUCACUUCUCUGAUGAGAGGAAACUUUGUCAGGAGCAGGGAGAUGGCCCACCCAAAAGUGGGAUGUACAGUUAUAAGGAUGUUGAACAGAGGGAGAGUCAAAGCAGGGUUAUGAAGUCUGCAAAUGCAAAAGCCUUCUAUCCAUCUGCUCUUCUGUCUCCUUCUGCAAUCCCUUCUUUUGCUGUUAGAACAGAACUACCUCCCAGACUCUCAUGUAGAGUCAACAUGCCACAGCCUUCUCAUCAUUCAUUGAGGCCAGGACCAGAUCUCACAGAAUCAGAAAAGACCUAUGUGUCCCCCUCCCGCUUUGGAUUAAAUAAUAUGCCUGCCACCCAGGAAACUGUUUGCAAUGAGAUCUUAAACAUUGCUGAAAAAUCCGUUCAUUACUGCAGCACAAUUUCUCAGCCUCUUGUCUCUUGUCACAAGGGACCCUUUAGUGACAGUAGAUCAUCUCUCAUCAUUUCCCAGCAACCACCCAAAGUCCCACUGCUGGAAUCAACCAUCGAGAGGAAUCAUACCGCACAAAAUACACUUAGCUACCAGGCACUCUACAGCUAUAUUCCACAAAAUGAUGAUGAGCUGGAAUUAAGAGACGGUGAUAUCAUAGACGUCAUGGAAAAGUGUGAUGACGGUUGGUUUGUUGGCACAUCCAGAAGAACACAACAAUUUGGUACUUUCCCAGGCAACUAUGUGAAACUUAUAUCUCUUUAAAAGCCAUUCUUUUUCUGUUCCUUUUAUCAAGAGAGACUGAGAGAGAGAUUAGGAUGGAGACUGAUGUAAAAAGGUGGAUUUGAUUUUUUUAAAAAAAAGAAUUUCAUGAACGACGAAAGAGAGAGAAAAGAAGUGGAUAUGGGAUGUGGCAAGAUUGGCACAAAGCUCACUUCUCCCUUUGAAGUUGGCUGGUGCAGAGAAAACAGAAGUCAAGCCUUCUCCAGUGCUGUGUGGGUAUGUUUUUAUUUUCCAGCGGAUGAUGUGAUGAGGCUUCGCUUUCAUUCAGUACCUAUAUAUUACUCUUCACAGUGACAUUGAGUGAAAGAAACAGAAUGUGGUGAAACAAUGUUUGUGUUUGUGGCCAGGACAAAAUGAGAACAGCUGGUGGAUUUAUUUUUAUUUUGAGUGUUACAAACUUUUUAAACUGCAUCUCGGCUGGUAGACAUUGAGGCUACGCUCUUAUCCUAUCAAAAUUUCAGGGAGAUCUUGUUCCCUUCCUUUGGAAUCUGUGCCUUUUAAAAUGGAGGCAAGUGUCUGGGAACCUGGUUGGAAGGGAAGAGCACAUUCUCAAGUGUGAAGAGCACAUUCUCAAGCACGAAGAGCACAUUUUCAUCCUUGUCACUACAUGUCAACAAGCUCUCCUUAUUCCCAUGGCAUCUCAGUCUCACUCCCAAUGAACUCUUCACUCUUCCCACCCAGAGGAUCCCAGUCCUCAGGGAAAUGUGUCCAGGCUUAAUGCAACAUUUGAAGCAAGUGAGCAGGCUUCCAGGUGUCAUGCUUCCAUUUCCUGGCAACUUCCUCUCCCACAUUACAGUUCUCUUUUCUCCAGGGUCAGCACUUUACCCUUCUUCACUAUAGGCCUAGAGCAAAGAAUAUGGGGCCAUGCAGAUGUAGCCUAGCCUGCAUGCACACUCAGUGUGGUAGAAGUGGUCAAGUAUUGCUCUCCAGAUUUGCCUAAAGCAAAAUAUGCAAUUCAGAUAUAUUACCAACAUUCUGCUUUUUGCAAUAUUCCUAUCAGAGCUUGGGGAAUCUAACAUUUUUAUUAGUCAUACAGCUGUCAAUUCUAUUAGCCCUUUGCUAAUCAGCUACAGCUUUGCUUUGACAAAAAUAUACUAAAAGUAAUAGUGAUGUUUUAAUACUGGAUUGUGGAAAGGCACAGAGGGGAAGGGAUAACCAGACUCCGAAAAGACGUCAGGGCCACCGAGUGGAACACUGAAUGUAAAGAAAUGAUCCUUAAGCUUUUGAACCGCAAAAUUAUGUGUAUAGGGAUUUUAAUCCAGAUUACCUGUGGAAAGUUUAAACGUCCAACAUUGCAUGUUUCAGGCCAAAUCAAAUCAGAACGGCACCCAUACAAGCUCCCCAAAGCAAAUAUGUUUCCAACUUGUGCAAGUGUUACCUUUGCUUGAGCAAGAGAAUUACUGCCACAUAUUUUUUCUUAUCCUUUGAACUAGUUGCAGGGGUUUGUUGUUUAUUUUAAGAAUGAGGGGGUGUGGAUUGCAUUGAUACUUUGCAUAAGCCUUGUAGAAUCUGGUUUCCUACUUUGACUCUCAAUUAGCAGGAGAAGCCAAAUUGGCUCAUUGCCCUUAUUUGGGGAAAACAUUCAACCUCCCCACUGCCCUCAAAACAAUCUUCCUAUUGCAGUUGCUUUCCUCUUUCUGCAGUUUUCACACUUUUGACUGAGCAUCACUUUAUGCAACCGCACAUACAAGGUACUAGAUUCCAUCACAGGAACAUUCCCACUUCGGUGUAAAUGCUGACAACAUGUUUCUGAAUGUGCCUUUUAAAAGAAUGGGUUUCAAAGGGAACGAUUGCCUGCCUCUUUAAAACAAACCAGAAGCAACGGUCGAUGUAAUUUGGUAUCCAAGCUACUUGCAUUUUGAACUCCUUGAAUGAAUACUGAAGCACCCCUUGUAUACAGUUCCUUAGAAGUAAACCACCUGAUCCUCAAUGUUACUUUCACAAAUUGGAAUUUGGUGUGAAAUAAAACUGCUUUCUUCAUAGUUGUUUUAAACAGAAAAGGGACUCCACAGUAAGAUUUUUAAAAUAUAAAUGCCUUUUUUCCUGCUGCUGUUUUUAUAGUUUCACUGACAGCCAUGGCAACUAAAUCACUGUCUAGAUGCUAGCCAUUCCCUUUUGUGUGUUUAUUAGCAAGGAUCCAAAAUACCAGGUUUUGCUAUUGCUGACUCCCCUCCCCACCCCAAAACAGCCAAAAAUGAAGUGCUUUAAUAUUAUGACUGUAAAUAUGUACAUUUGGUUUUGUAUAGAUUUAAAAAUCUUAUAUUAAAAAAAAAGAUUGAAAGAUUUUUUAAGAGGAGAAAAGGAGGAGUUUCCCAUUUUUACUUAAUAUCAAAUAAUUAUUCAACUUUAAGUCACUUUAAUUAACAAAGCUUAUCAAAACAUAAAUUAAUAAACUAAAUUAAUAAGUUAAUACACAAAGCUAGACAAUACUGUUUUCACGAUGGUGGAGAAUUCACAUUUUCAUAACCAAGGAUGGUUAGUGCUUAAAUGUCACUGGAAAUAUUUAUAGCUCCCGACAGGUCUUGUGGUUUAGGCAUGGGAUAAGAGUCCCAUUCAGUGACAUCUUUGUGUGUGUUUAAUGGACUUUUAAAAUGCUUUUGAUUUGCACUCUUAUUACCUGCAGCAACGUUAACUGAAUUUAGGUCUGGCAUUACAAUUAGAAGAUUGGACUAAUCUAUUCCGCAAAAAAUGCGCUUCACAGUAUUAGCUAUCCAUAUGGAUUUUUCAGUUAAUGCACAUUUGCAUUCAUGCUCACACACUUCAAAACCAGAACCAAUUCGUGUUUUGUUUUCUCAUUGCAGUGGAUUAUUAUUGGCAAUUAAUAAAAAUACUGAAUUGAAAGCAUGUUCUAUUGUGUAAAUGAUUUAAUAAAUAUUAGCCCAAGCUCA